ACGGGCGAUGCCGACUGCCUCGAGUUUUUGACAACCCGCGUUUUCAUCUCGUGUGUUUUCCUCCGAUUUUUCAUUAACAAACCGCAAAAGUAACGACGUGACAUGUAAGACAUUAACAGAGAAACAUUCAAAAUGUGACAAAAGCUUGAACUUCAUCCCGGGAGGGGCUGUUACCUCGACGGACGUCCAACCUAACCUCGCUGCAGCAUCUAACACCAAUUUGCGGAGGAGGUCCUGCCGGGUGGAAGACUCAGGGUUUUUGAUGUUGCUGUAAAGUGAAGAUUGAUAAAAGAACCAAAAUGGCACCGCCCGAUCCCUUGACGCAGAUGAACACAUAUCGGUCUUACGUGACCAUGCUGGCCGAUCCAGGUUCGAAGGACGAAUUGAAGCUGAAGGCGGCGCAAGAAUUGUCCGAAAAUUUCGAGGUGAUCAUGUGCUCCCCGCAGUAUCCCGCGUUCCUGGAUCACCUCAUGAAGAUUUUCCUGAAGAUCCUUCAAGAGGGAGAGCCGCAUUUCAUAUCGGAGUACAAUAUACAGCAAGUCAGAAAGUUGAUCCUGGAGAUGAUCCACAGGCUGCCGACUAACGAAUUCCUGCGGCCUUACGUUAAACAAAUCCUGAGCCUCAUGAUGAAGCUCCUCGAGACCGAAAACGAGGAGAACAUUUUGGUCUGCCUUAGGAUCAUAAUCGAGCUUCAUAAGCAGUACAGGCCGACGUUUAAUCCCGAAAUCCAGCACUUCCUGCAGUUCGUAAAGUCGAUAUACAGCGAAUUGCCGAAACACUUGCCAAAGAUUUUCGAGCCUCGGCCACCCCUAAGGGUAAAGGACCUCUCCGAAAUUAACAUCGAGGCCCUGAUGAAGGAAACGUUCACUAUAACAGCCAUUCAGAGCGAGAAAAAGGCGGCUGAUGGAACGGUAGUGACGUACAACCUCAUCCCGAAGGCGGUUCUGUCUCUGAAGGUCCUCCAGGAGUUGCCGAUAAUAGUGGUCCUAAUGUACCAGAUCUACAAGCAAAACGUGCAUCAAGACGUCUCGGACUUCAUCCCUCUGAUAAUGACGACGAUAAACCUACAGCCGAGUCCUCAGCAUCGAGGUUCCCCGAGUUUCAACAAGGAGGUCUUCGUGGACUUCAUGGGAGCACAGAUCAAGACCCUGUCGUUCUUGGCCUACAUCAUCAGGAUUUACCAGGACGUGGUGUCCCAGCAUAGUAACAUGAUGGUGAAGGGUAUGCUAGGAUUGUUGACCUUGUGCCCGAUGGAGGUAGCCCAUUUACGCAAGGAGCUCUUGAUCGCUGCGAGGCAUAUCCUGGCGACGGACUUGAGGAACAAAUUCGUUCCCCACAUGGAGCGCCUGUUCGACGAGGAGGUUCUUCUAGGUCAUGGCUGGACGACCUACGAGUCCUUGAGACCAUUAGCCUACUCCACCCUGGCCGACUUGGUCCACCACGUUAGGCAGCUUCUGCCGUUGAGUGACCUCGCGAGAGCCGUGCACCUCUUCAGCAAAAACGUCCACGACCAAAGUCUACCUACGACCAUCCAGACGAUGUCCUGCAAGCUGCUUCUGAACCUGGUCGAGUGUAUCCGCCAGCGAUCGGAUGCAGAAAACAGCAGCCAGGGUCGGGAACUACUGAUGAGGAUGCUGGAGGUCUUCGUGCUUAAAUUCAAGACUAUCACCAAAUUGCAGAUGCCGGUUCUUCUUAGCAAGUCCAAACAGAUCUGCCCAUCCGGCGGGGUGGAGAUCAAGACCGAGGACAUUAAACAGACCAUUGCUGAGCUGAACGAGGAGAAAGACGCUGGAAAGUCAAAAUUCGGAUUCCCGGCAUCCCAGGCAUCGAAUUACAACGUCGCCGAUUACAGGAGUCUAGUUAAGACCCUGGUCUGCGGUGUCAAGACCAUAACUUGGGGUUGCGCUAACUGUAAGUCCGGAGAGGUGGCUCAAUCCAAACAGUUCCAGCCUAAAGAGACCUUGGUCUUUAUCAGGCUGGUCAAAUGGGCCCUUCAGGCUCUGGACAUCUACACGAUCGGCCCCCCAGCUGUAGGACCGGUUGCCCAACCUGGAAGACCAGCACAACCCCAAACGGUUAGGACCAAAGAGGAAAAAGAAGUGCUCGAGCACUUCAGCGGGGUCUUCUCCAUGAUGAAUCCCCAGACCUUCCAGGAAAUCUUCUCCACUACGAUCGAUUACAUGGUAGAGAGGAUCUUCAAGAACUGCGCCCUUCAGAUCGUCGGGAACUCCUUUCUGGCCAACCCCACCACGUCGCCUAUAUUCGCGACGGUCUUGGUCGAGUACCUCUUGGAACGGAUGGACGACAUGGGGUCUAACGUGGAAAGGAGCAACCUCUACCUCAGACUGUUCAAACUCGUCUUUGGCAGUGUAUCGUUGUUCCCUGCGGAGAAUGAACACAUGUUAAGGCCGCAUCUGCACCAGAUAGUGAACAGAUCCAUGGAACUAGCCAUGUCCGCCAAGGAACCGUACAAUUACUUCCUGCUCCUGCGAGCAUUAUUUAGGUCUAUAGGCGGUGGGUCUCAUGAUCUCUUGUAUCAGGAAUUCCUACCACUCCUGCCGAACCUACUGGAGGGUUUGAACAGGCUCCAAUCGGGCCUCCACAAGCAACACAUGAAAGAUCUAUUCGUAGAACUGUGUCUUACAGUGCCAGUAAGACUCAGUUCGCUGCUACCGUAUCUACCUAUGCUGAUGGACCCCUUGGUCUCGGCAUUGAACGGAAGUCAUACGUUAGUUAGUCAAGGUCUCAGAACCCUAGAACUAUGCGUGGACAACCUACAGCCAGACUUCCUGUACGAGCACAUCCAGCCGGUCAGGGCUGACCUGAUGCAAGCUUUAUGGAGAACCUUGAGAAACCCAACGGACCAGGUCGCCCAUGUAGCCUUCAGAGUAUUAGGAAAAUUUGGAGGUGGGAACAGGAAGAUGAUGAUCGAGCCUCAGAAACUGGAGUACAACGAUCGCGAGACCAAUUCUCCGGCUAUAGUAGCCUAUUUCCAGGAGCCCAGCAAGCCCAUAGAUUUCCCAGUCGAGAAGGUCAUCGAGACCGCGUUCACGGCCCUGAAGUCCAACUCCACCGACUCGUUCUACAGGAGGCAAUGUUGGGAGGUGAUCAACUGCUACUUAGCUGCAUCCUUGAGGUUGGAGGACGACAGAGCCACGCUGUACAAGCUCUUCAUGCACCCCAGCUUCAAGGAGGGGAAGAUCCCCCAUCAACAAGGUCCGCAUUACAAGUGCUCCGACUCGGUGGCCAGGAACGUCCAGCAGACGGCUCUGACGGGGCUGUUCGUGGCCGCGGCCAUUAAAGAACUGAGGCAUUUGGUCCUGGGGACGAUGGUGUCUCUGGUAAGGCACUACACCAUGGUAGCCAUAGCCCAACAAGCCGGGCCUUUCUGCUUAACGGGACGUCAACCGCGGAUCCAGGGACAGGAUGCUCUGGUCAUCGUGGACGCAUUGGCCGUCAUCAUGGGCCACGAGGAAAAGGAACUCUGUAAGCCUGGCCAUCUAGCCUUGGUCCUCAUCCUAGAGACUGCCACUAAUAUCCUAGGAACUAAGGAAAGAGCCUGCCAACUGCCACUGAUGGAGUACCUGGCGGAGAGGAUGUGUUCCCUCUGCUACGAGAGAGCCUGGUACGCGAAGCUAGGAGGCUGCAUCGCCAUCAAGUUCCUCUUCGAGAGGAUGGCCACAAAGUGGGUACUCCGGCAUCUGUUCGUUUUCCUGAAAGCGCUAAUGUUCGUCAUGAUGGACCUAACCGGGGAGGUAUCCAACGGAGCCAUAGACAUGGCCAAGGCCAACCUGGAAAAAAUGCUGAGAGUAUGCGUGGAUCCUGGGAUCCAGGACGGAUCCCCGGAGUUGAUCGAAGCCCAAAACAAAAGCCUUUACGAAGUCACUCACGAGCUUGUUCGCCAAGUGACCUCGCCACAUACCAUGGUCAGGGAGCAGGCCAUGGCCUCGUUAAGGCUUCUAGGAGAAAUACAAAACAAAACCGUGACCGAGGUCAUGGAACCUCACAAAGAAGUCCUGGCUGACAUGAUCCCACCCAAGAAGCACCUUCUGCGGCAUCAGCCGGCUAACGCGCAGAUCGGACUUAUGGAUGGCAACACUUUCUGCACCACCCUGACGCCUCGACUGUUCACCAUAGACCUAACCGUGAUGGAGCAUAAGGUCUUCUUCCACGAAUUGUUAGCUUUGAGCGAGGCUGAGGACGCGAACCUGAACAAACUUCCGUGCUAUAAGUCCGUGUCGAAUUUAAUUCCCCUCAGGAAGAGUGCCCUGAGAGCCCUUGCGGCGUGUCACUACAUCGUGGCGUGUAGAGAGAAGAUCUUCGAGGUGCUCUAUAAGGCCCUGGAGAAGCCGAAAGCUGAACUGCAGGAGGCGGCCUUCGAAUGCAUGCAAAAGUUCAUCGCCGGCUUCCAGAUCGACAUGGAGUCCGUGCACGCCAUCAUCAGGCCGAUGCUUCUGACCCUGGGGGAUCACAGGAACCUCAGCCUGAACUGUGUCAAGAGGCUGUCUUACCUUACGCAAUUGUUUCCCAGCACCUUCAGUAUCACCCUGUGCGAACAGUUACUUCAGCACCUGAAGAAGCUCCUGGAGAACCUGAUCCAGGCCCACAAGGGAGUCUCCAGGUCCGGAGAGAACGAGCAGAAGAUCGCCACGAUCAUCGGGAUCUUCCAUCAGAUUCCUGCGGCCACCCCUAAAUUUAUAGACGUCCUCUGCAGGCUGGUCUUGCAGACGGAGAAGUCGCUGCUGGUGGAGGCUUCCAGCCCGUUCAGGAUACCGCUAAUGAGGUUCUUGCUUAGGUACCCUGUGGAAACCUUGAAUCUGUUUUUACACGACAACAACAUUAAGGACCAACAGUGGAGCAGGUACCUGGAGUUCCUCAUCAAGCAUAAAGAUGGGAAACCUUUCAGGGAUGUUCUGCACAGUCUCACUGCUAGAUUGAUCACCAUGUUGUUGGCCCAUUCCCAGACCACGUCCAACCUGAACCACAACGAGAAGAGCGAACUUCAGCAUCAGACCGUCAGAAUAGUCUCGGUCUUGAUCAAAUUCGACGAGCAGUGGUUGUCGACUCAAAGCCAACUAGUCUCUGCCUUGAAGCAGAUUUGGUGCAACGACGAGUACCAGGCAUUGCAUAAAAAGGUGGACAGCGUUGACUUCUGCCACUGGAAGGAACCGAAGCUCAUAGUGAAGAUCCUGCUCCAUUAUUUCCGGCACCACCCCAACGACAUCGACCUGCUGUUCCAGCUGCUGAGGGCGACCUGCGACAGAUUCAUCCCGGACUUCCAGUUCCUCAGGGACUUCCUGGAGAACACAGUGGCUCAGGAGUACACGGUAGAGUGGAAGCGAAGUGCCUUCUUCAGGUUCGUCGAGCACUUCCCGACCAACAACAUGUCCCAGGAGCUAAAAGCGAAGGUGCUCCAGCUGAUCAUCAUCCCGUGUUUCGCUACCAGCUUCGAAAGGGGCGAGGGCGUUAAAUUGGUGGGCGGUGCACCGAUGCCAGAUCAGGACAACCCUGAAAAUGUGGUGUCGGUCUUCAUCAGUAAAGUAAUAGACCCCGACAACCCAUUCGGAUCGGCAGAUUGCGUCAGGAUAUCCCUGCUGCAGUUCUCCUGCCUGUUGGUGGAGCAGGCUUCUCAACAUAUUCACGAUGUGACUAACAAAAGGCAAGGAGACAAGCUGAGGAGGCUGAUGACGUUCGCUUGGCCCUGUCUUCUAGGAAAGAAUUGCGUAGACCCAGCUACGAGGUAUCAUGGACACCUUUUGCUGAGCCAUAUCAUUGCGAAAUUCGCUAUCCACAAGAGGAUAGUCCUCCAGGUCUUCCACAGCUUGUUGAAGGCUCAUGCGGUGGAGGCCAGGAACGUCGUCAGGCAGGCCCUGGAAAUCCUUACCCCCGCCAUGCCAGUCAGGAUGGAGGACGGCAACACCAUGCUGACCCACUGGACCAAAAAGAUCAUCGUGGAAGAGGGCCACUCGAUGCAGCAGCUCUUCCACAUCCUGCAAUUAGUUGUUCGCCAUUACAAAGUCUAUUAUCCGGUUAGGCACCACCUGGUCCAGCACAUGGUCAACUCCAUUCAACGUCUGGGGUUCAGCCCUACUGCUACGAUAGAGCACAGAAGGCUAGCCGUCGAGCUGGCCGAGGUCAUCAUCAAGUGGGAACUCCACAGGAUCAAGGACGAAGCCGAGAACGCCGACAACGGAGGCGCAACCGGCACCAUGACGGGGGCCCCGAAGAGACCAGCUCCUGAUGAUAACGUUGGAACUAAGAGAUUGGCUACUCAGGCUCCAUCGACCAGCGCCGCGAUUCCCUCUGUGACUCCCAGGAUGGAACCGAGUGCGACAAAACCCAUAGAGAGGGCCCAUGCCGACGCCAUCUUGAAUUUCCUUCUGAGAUUGGCCUGCCAGGUAAACGAUGCCACUACCACGCAGGGAAACCCUGGAGAACAGCUGUCCAGGAGAUGCGUAACGCUGCUGAAGAUGGCCCUGAAGCCCGACGUGUGGCCCCAAACUUGUGACCUGAAAUUGGCUUGGUUGGACAAGGUAUUCGCCAGCGUGGACAGCGCUCAGCCUAAUUAUGGGAACAUCUGCACUGCUUUGGAGUUGCUGACGUUCCUGCUGGGGGUCAUGAAGAGAGAGCAGAUCCUAGCUAGUUUCAAGCCUCUUCAGAGAGGACUCGGGACUUGCAUCGCUAGUAAUAAUACCAAGGUCAUCAGACUGGUCCAUGGAUUGUUGUCUAGACUGAUGACGAUCUUCCCCACGGAGCCGACAUCUUCCACCGUGGCGUCCAAGUACGAGGAAUUGGACACCUUGUACACUACCGUUGGGAAGUUCAUCUUCGACGGGCUUGCCGCGUACGAGAAGAACACCUCGGCAAGCCCUAGCACCUUGUUCGGUACCCUGAUGAUGCUGAAGGCAGCCUGCACGAAUAAUCAGAGCUACAUCGACAGGCUGAUCACACCGUUUAUGAGGGUUCUCCACAGGAUGGCGAAGGAUCACCUUCAUCCAACACAGACAGAGGCAAACCCUGUCGGCAGCGAACUCCUGAUCUUGAGUUUGGACCUGGUCAAAAAUAGAGUCGUAGUCAUGGGGGUGGAGAUGAGGAAGUCGUUCAUAGGGUCCAUCCUCGUGGGCCUCAUCGAGAAGACCCAGGACAUCAAGGUGAUGAAGGCCAUCACCAAGAUGCUGGAGGAGUGGAUGAAGAACAAGAACCCCAUUGCCGUCAACCAGGCUCCGAGUCUUCGAGAAAAGUCCAUUCUUCUGGUGAAGAUGAUGCAGUACGUGGAGAAGAGGUUCCCUGACGACCUGGAGCUAAAUGCGCAGUUCCUGGACCUGGUCAACUUCGUCUACAGGGACGAGACUUUGAAGUCUUCGGAGUUGACGUCGAAGCUGGAGCCGGCGUUCCUCUCGGGAUUGAGAUGCGUCCAACCGCAGAUAAGGGCGAAGUUCUUCGAGGUGUUCGACGGGUCCAUGAGGAGGAGACUGCCGGACAGGUUACUGUACAUAAUUUGCAGCCAGAGCUGGGACGCGAUGGGGCCCCAUUACUGGAUAAAGCAGUGCAUAGAGCUGCUGAUAGUCACGGCCAGUUCCACGACCCAGAUCCAGAUGUCCAAUCAGGACACACUGUUAUCCAGCAUCACUUCGGUGAUAAACAUGGCCGACAGCGAGGACCACAAGAACUUUGUCAUCUACACCUCGGUGAAGGAGGAACCGCAGGAGAUCGAGUCCGGGGACGUCAAGGACGAUAUCCUGGACCUGGACCUAUCCAAUGUGGACCCGGCGACCGUCCCCGAAGAGAUCGGUACCUGCCGGAAGGCCAACCUGACCCAGCUGAUAGCCAAGCAGGGGGAGUUCCUGGAAAAUGCCAGAAAAAUCAGGACGGAGCAGCUGCUGAAUGCCGCUGCUCAGUUGUGCCAUAUGGACACCAGUCUGGCCGAGCGAGUGUGGCUGGACACCUUCCCCAGGCUCUGGGCCAUCCUGGACGAGCACCAGCACAACACCUUGAUCGCUGAAAUGGUUCCCUUCGUGUGCAGCGGCACUCACGUUAUCCAGAAGGACUGUCAUCCCAGUGCCAUCGCGACAUUCGUCGAGGCCCUAGCACACUGCGACCCCCAGGUCCCAAUGAGGCCAGCCUUGAUGAAGUACUUGGGGAGGUCCCACAACCUCUGGCACAGGAUGACCCUGAGUCUGGAGCAGAUGGCCUUUGACAAUGGCGGCAAUCAGUUCAGAAAUAAAAGAGAGUCCGACUGCUACGACUUCGAACCCGAUAACAGUCCUCAUGCCGAGGUGCUGGAUUCGCUGUCGGACAUGUACUCCUUGCUCUGCGAGGAGGACAUGUGGUCCGGCCUCUGGCAGAAGCACGCCCAUUACAAGGAGACCCUGCAGGCCACGGCCCUGGAGCAGCAAGGAUUCUUCGAGCAGGCCCAGGGAGCCUACGACGUGGCCAUGACCAAAUUUAAGCAGGAUUACGUGACCACUCCGGCACCCUUCAAGACUCAGAGAGAGGCCAUCCUCUGGGAACAGCACUGGAUCCGCUGCGCCAAAGAGCUGAACCAGUGGGACCUGUUGCUGGACUACGGCAGCAAGAAAGCGGAGAAGAACCCCUUCUUGAUCCUCGAGAGCUCCUGGAGGAUCCCAAACUGGAGCAUGAUGAAGGAAGCGCUGGCCCAGGUGGAGCACAACUGCCCCAAAGAGAUGGCCUGGAAGGUAAAUCUGUACAGAGGGUUCUUGGCGAUCUGCCACAGCGAAGAUCAGCAUCUGAGCGCAGUCGAGAGGUACGUCGAGCUAGCUUCCGGUCUCUGCAUGAGAGAAUGGAGGAGACUGCCUCAUAUAGUCAGCCACAUCCACCUACCGCUGCUCCAAGCUGCUCAGCAGAUCAUGGAGCUGCAGGAGGCGAUGCAGAUCCACCAGGGUCUGCUGCACGGCAGGAGCUCCUCUCUCCACGACAUGAAGGCCAUUGUCAAGACCUGGAGAAACAGACUUCCGGUCAUAGCCGAUGACCUCAGCCACUGGUCCGACAUCUUCACCUGGCGGCAACAUCACUAUACCUUUAUUUCCAGCCACUAUGACGCCCAACAGGAUCAGACCACCAACCACUCCAUGCUGGGGGUCCAUGCCUCGGCACAGGCCAUCAUCCAUUUCGGCAAGAUCGCCAGGAAACACAAUCUUUCCGGGGUGUGUCUGGACUCCCUGUCUAGGAUCUACACCAUACCCAGUGUCCCCAUCGUCGACUGCUUCCAGAAGAUCAGGCAACAGGUCAAGUGCUACCUGCAAAUGGCCUCGGUCACUGGGAAGAACGAACUCCAGGAGGGUCUCGAGGUCAUCGAGUCCACGAACCUGAAGUACUUCACCAAGGAGAUGACUGCCGAGUUCUACGCCCUGAAGGGGAUGCUGUUGUCGCAGAUCGGGAGGUCCGACGACGCCAACAAGGCGUUCUCCGCUGCGGUCCAGCUUCAUGAUACCUUGGUCAAGGCGUGGGCCUUAUGGGGGGAUUAUCUGGAGCAUAUCUUUACCAGGGAUGCCAGACAGAUCUCGAUAGGAGUUUCCGCCAUCACCUGCUUCCUUCAUGCCUGCAGACAUCAGAACGAGUCCAAGUCCAGGAAGUAUCUCGCUAAAGUUCUCUGGCUGCUGACCUAUGAUGACGACAAGUUCUCGUUAAUGGAGGCUGUCGAUAAGUACGCCGUUGGGGUUCCUCCCAUUCAGUGGCUACCUUGGAUCCCCCAGCUCCUGAUGUGCCUGGUCAGGCACGAAGGCAACGUUAUUCUCAACUUGUUGAGCCAAGUUGGGCGGAUGUUCCCUCAAGCUGUGUACUUCUCCAUCAGGACGUUGUACUUGACCCUGAAGAUCGAGCAGAGGGAGAGGUACAAGAGCGCCGAGUUGGCUGCUGGAAAGGGACACGAUGGGACCGAAGGUAGAACUGGAACUUCUGGUGGUCCUCAAAAUCAAGGAGUCCCGGAAACUGGGCCCAUCAGAGCUACUCCUCCUAUGUGGAGGUGCUCGAAGAUCAUGCACAUGCAGAGGGACAUACAUCCUACGAUUUUGUCCAGUCUGGAAGGAAUCGUGGACCAGAUGGUAUGGUUCAGGGAGACUUGGUACGAAGAGGUUCUUCGGCAACUCAGACAAGGUCUCGCCAAGUGCUACGCGAUAGCCUUUGAAAACCGUGGAGCCGUCAGCGAGGCGACCAUCACUCCUCACACGCUGAACUUUGUGAAAAAACUCGUAUCUACCUUUGGCAUUGGGAUAGGUAAGGAAAUCAGAGCCCAGAAUAUAUCGUCCUCCCAGAACGUGAACAAUAGUUUCGGAUCCGCAGCUUCCGAAUCCUUGGCUAGAAGGGCCCAGGCCACCGUUCAGGAUCCUGUUUUCCAGAAGAUGAAAGGCCAGUUCACGAGCGACUUCGAUUUCACCGUGCCUGGGGCACGGUUGCUUCACAAUUUGAUUAACAAAUUGAAAAAGUGGAUAAAGAUCCUGGAGGGGAAGACGAAACAGCUGCCGAAGUCGUUCCUGAUAGAGGAGAAGUGCCGAUUCCUCAGCAACUUCAGCCUGAAAACGGCAGAGGUCGAAUUGCCUGGAGAGUUCCUGCUGCCUAAACAUUCCCAUUACUACGUGAGAAUCGCAAGGUUCAUGCCUCGAGUCGAAGUAGUGCAAAGACACAACACUGCAGCUCGCAGGCUUCGAAUCAGAGGUCACAAUGGAAGGCUCUAUCCUUAUCUAGUCGUAAACGAUGCAGGACUCGGGGACGCUCGUAGAGAAGAACGGGUCCUACAGUUACUUAGGAUGUUGAAUCACUAUCUGGCGAAGCAAAAGGAAACAUCCAGGAGAUUCCUCCACUUCACGGUGCCCAGGGUUGUUGCGGUCUCUCCCCAGAUGAGGCUCGUGGAAGAUAACCCGGCCUCGGUGUCCUUGCUGGACAUCUACAAACAAGGAUGCGCCAAGUUAGGAAUAGAACACGAUGCACCCAUUGCCAGGUACUACGAAAGAUUAGCCACCGUCCAAGCAAGAGGAGCUCAAGCCAGCCACCAAGUGUUAAGAGAUAUUCUGAAGGAAGUCCAGACCACCAUGGUGUCCAGGAACAUGCUCAAAGACUGGGCCCUGAAGACCUUCCCAGGGGCCACGGACUACUGGACUUUUAGGAAAAUGUUUACAUUACAACUUUCUCUGGCGUGUUUCGCUGAAUACGUCCUACACUUAACGAGAUUGAACCCGGACAUGAUGUAUGUACAUCAGGAUUCUGGCCUAAUUAACAUAGCGUAUUUCAAAUUCGACGUUGACGACACUUCCGGGGAGUUGGAUGCGAAUAGGCCGGUUCCUUUCAGACUGACGCCGAAUAUUUUGGAGUUCCUGACCAGUACCGGGGUAUCCGGCCCGUUGACGGCUUCGGCCAUAGCCACUGCGAGGUGCUUGGUUCAACCCUCGUUCAAAGUUCACACGAUCCUCAGGGCGAUUUUGAGAGACGAGGUGAUAGCCGACCACAAUAAAAAACAGGAAGACUCAGAGAACGCUUCGCAAACUCCGACUGACAUGAAAGGCGAACUUCUUAUAACAAUGGUGACACGUGCUGUCACGGCCAUUGUCACUAGAUUGAACUCCCUGGCUAACUUUGACGGGACUGACAGCAAAGUCAGCACUCUUGUCGCAGCUGCGAACAGCCAUGACAAUCUGUGUCGGAUGGACCCAUCUUGGCACCCCUGGCUCUAAAAGCUUCAUUUAGGGAAUCUAAUUAAAUUCCUUAGAAUUUCGAAGGAAACACCGAGACUGAUCCUGAUCUUUGUACGAUACUCUUAAGACACAUAAUCUGGGAUUAUGCCCCGCCAAACACUUACGAGUCUCUUCCCUUUUAAGACAAUGUGGUUACGAAGGACGUUUUGUACAUUUGCUCGGUGUAGCUAAGAAUGUAGCUACACAACCUGAGAGCCUUGCUGAAAUUUGAAAACAAUAGUAACGGUGACAGUGCUUUAACUUAAAAUAGUCUUCGUCGAAGGUAGUCCUGGCGGCGAAGAGACAGAAACUACUUCAGGAAAGUGGAUUUCUUGUUGGAACGAAUAGUUUGGUUGGUAUGUUUUUCAGAUUUCAGAAGGACAUCUCAUAUUUUAAUAGCAACCGAUUGAAAGACCUGUACAUAACUUGUAGUUAUAUACGUAAGGCUAGGUGUUAAAGAAGGUCACAGAUGUUACGUGGGAAAGUAGUUUGACUUGAAAUAGUGGAGACUACGAAAAGUAUGAACUACAGUUCUAAAGGCGAAAGAGUCAUGCUCUUCUUACCCGGGGAGCUUCUUUCCGUACAGGCUGGAGAUUUUCAUGUACAUAUUGCUGCGUGCACAGUACAAAAAAGAAGGGUGGUAUAUUAGGUUUAUUAAAUAUGUAGAAACUGUGAAACAUCCUUACACGGAAUUUCUCAGAGAAUGCUACCCCUUUUGCUACGAAGUGAUUAAUUUACUUUUCCAAAAUUAUGACAUACCACCAGAUUGUAUGUAUUUGUAUGUAUAUCCGAUUUCUCAGUGAAUACUUUCGUCUUUCUGGUUACAUGUACUUUAAAGCAAACUUGUAAGAUUAACGUUUGCGGAAAAUAAAUAAUUUUUUAAGCACAGUUUCAAAAAAGA
Molecule: messenger RNA, 12585 nt
Organism: Orussus abietinus
Lineage: Eukaryota; Metazoa; Arthropoda; Insecta; Hymenoptera; Orussidae
Gene: Nipped-A
Product: transformation/transcription domain-associated protein
Exons: 11
Coding region: 300-11684 (3794 amino acids)
Biological process (GO): regulation of DNA-templated transcription; DNA repair
Cellular component (GO): nucleus; NuA4 histone acetyltransferase complex; SAGA complex
Molecular function (GO): transcription coregulator activity; protein binding
Source: RefSeq, a predicted model, not a curated record